AUAAAUUUGUAAUACGUGCCGAGAAACAUGGCAGCAUGUAGAGUUUUAAUUAUAGUGUUGAUUUAAUAUUUGAUUUAAAGCAGUGGUAAAUUACAUGUUUUGAUUCUCAAUACCUAAUAAGGACAAACAUAUGGAAAAUAUCAAUCGACAAGUCUCAGUCAACGUGACUAUGUAGUUGGUUGGAGUAGAGUUCAAGUAAUGAUGGUGAUCGGCGGAAAUGUGAAAUAAACUAUUGAUGGAUUUGAUACAAAAUAGUUACACAAAAUGGUCAGAAGAUUGUCGACGACAAUGUCAAUCCUGAAUGUACACUUCUUUCGUACCUCCGAUUGAAACUGAGGCUAUGUGGCACAAAGCUUGGCUGUGGCGAAGGAGGAUGCGGUGCAUGCACUGUCAUGGUCUCAAAGUUCAAUAGAAAGAGACAGAAAAUAGAGCACUUUUCUGUAAAUGCAUGUCUGGCACCAGUUUGCUCAAUGCACGGUCUUGCAAUAACCACCGUAGAAGGCAUUGGCAGCACAAAGACCAAGCUCCAUAGCGUCCAAGAAAGAAUGGCUAAAUUUCAUGGCUCUCAGUGUGGCUUUUGCACGCCUGGGAUAGUCAUGUCAAUGUACACUCUUUUGCGUAAUAAGCCGAAGCCAACUGCAGAAGAUCUUGAUACGUAUUUUCAAGGUAAUCUUUGCAGAUGCACUGGAUACCGACCCAUAAUCGAAGGAUUCCGCACUUUUUCAGAAGAGUCAUGGCCAUCAUUCUCCGUGAACGGUGUAACCACUGACCAUAGCAACGGAAUUUUAAAUGGACAGUGCAGUUCGAAGCAGGGAUGCAAUGGCUCCGUCAAUGGAAAGUGUUGUAUGGAGACUAAAGAAAAGAAUAACAAUGCGGAAACUGUAGACCAAGUAGACUAUCAUCCUAUCGAUCUGAUGCCAUACUGUCCCGAUAGUGAGCCGAUAUUCCCAGCAGAGUUGCAGUUAAGAUCCGAUUAUGAUGAAGAACCUUUAGUGUUCCGAGGAAAACAUAUGCAUUGGUAUCGACCAACAACCCUUCAUAAUUUGCUGACAAUCAAAAGUGAGUACCCUCAUGCCAAAAUCGUAGUUGGAAAUACCGAAUUAGGAAUCGAGAUGCGGUUCAAAAAUUGUCAAUAUCCUGUAAUGAUCCAGCCAACAAAUAUUGAAGAGCUCACAAAGGUCUCUGAGAAUGCCCACGGUGUGGAAAUUGGGGCUUCUAUGACGCUCAGUGAAGUUGAGGAAAUCUGCUUGGAACAAGCUGCUGUGUACCCUCCCUGGAAGGUUCAGGUUUUCACAGAAAUUGCCAAAAUGCUGAAGUACUUCGGAGGCAAACAAAUAAGGAAUGUUGCUGCAGUUGGUGGGAACAUCAUGACCGGAAGUCCUAUAUCUGAUCUGAAUCCGAUAUUCCUGGCUUCUGGUUGUACGUUGCAGGUGAGAAGUUCUACAGAGACGCGAAUCAUUAAGAUGGAUGAGAAAUUUUUCACUGGGUACCGCAAAAAUAUUAUCAAACCAGAAGAGAUACUGGUAUCAAUUACAAUCCCUUACUUAGAGAACAAUGACCACUUUUUCGCAAUUAAACAAGCAAGAAGAAGGGAAGAUGACAUCGCAAUUGUUAAUGCUGCAUUCAGAAUCAGACUUAAGGAGGGAAAUUUCGUGGAAGAUGUUGCAUUGUGUUUUGGUGGCAUGUCCACAACAGCAGUGUUUGCGAAGAAUACAAUGGAAGCGAUGCUUGGUAAAGUAUGGGGAAAAGAAAUGAUAGAUAGUGCUUUAUCAAAGCUAGCAAGUGACUUAGCAUUAGACCCACGUGCACCUGGUGGCAUGGUUCGAUACAGACAGUCGCUAGCCCUGAGUUUCUUGUUCAAAUUCUAUCUAAAGAUUGGCCAUGACGUCAGAACUGAUCUCAAGACCAGUGAAGAAGAGUAUAUGAGUGCACUGAAGCCUUUAACGAAAGGUGAAUUAAAAAGUAGCCAACUCUAUGAUGGCAGUAACGGGAAAUGUGUGGGAAAACCCAUUGCUCACUCCUCUGGGGCUCUACACGCAACUGGUGAAGCUGUCUAUUGUGAUGACAUGCCCCGACUCGAGAAUGAGUUAUAUCUGGGAAUGGUCCUGAGUCAGAAGGCCCACGCUAAAGUACUUAAAAUCGAUGCUGGAAAAGCGCUGCAAAUUGAAGGUGUUUACGACUUUGUUUGUCAUGAAGAUCUUUCGACAGAAAGAAACAAAUUUGCAAUAUCGGGUGUGGAAGAUGAAGAAGUUUUUGCUGCCGGAAAGGUUCAGCACUAUGGGCAAGUCAUUGGCGUGAUCGUUGCAAUUGACCAAGCAACAGCUAAGAGGGCAGCGAAGCAAGUAGUUAUCGAAUACGAGGAGUUGCCUCCUGUGGUAACCAUAGAGCAGGCAGUAGAGGCUGGUGCAUUUCACACGAAGGACAUCAGACAUGCUGCAGUCAAUCCUGACACAGCUUGGUCAGCUUGUGAUCAUAUCAUCGAAGGCAGCAUGAGAACCGGUGCCCAGGAGCAUUUCUAUUUAGAAACCCAAGCAGUCAUUGCCAUACCGAAAGGGGAACAUGGUGAAAUGGAGAUUAUAACAUCAUCCCAAAACCCUACCGCUACGCAGGCAGUGGUUGCUAAGGUUUUAGGAGUUCCAGCAAAUAGAGUCAUUUGUAGAGUGAAAAGGAUGGGAGGGGGAUUUGGAGGCAAAGAGACUAGAGGAAUACCUCUUGCAGCUGUUUCUGCUGCUGCUGCAGAUAAGGUUCGAAGACCUGUUCGAAUAAUGCUUGACAGAGAUGAAGACAUCAUGAUCUCUGGCUGGAGACAUCCUUUUGCUGCCAGGUACAAAAUUGGAUUCAACAACAGUGGUAAACUACUAGCGGCUGAUAUCGAAAUGUUCAACAACGCUGGCUGGACAAGGGACUUAUCUGUGUCUGUGCUUGAGCGCGCCUUGUUCAAUGCAACAAACACCUACGUUGUUCCACACGUCAAUGCCAAGGGAAGCUGCUGCAAGACCAACUUGCCUUCAAAUACUGCUUUCCGCGGAUUCGGCGGGCCACAAGGAAUGAUGAUAGCUGAAAACUGGAUAAACGACGUCGCUUUGACUCUUGGAAAAGACCCAGCAGAAGUGCGGGAAGGUAAUUUGCUUAUGAAAGGAGACAGAACAUACUACAACCAAGAGAUCGAAGACGAUGCGUUGCAAAGAUGCUGGAAUGGUUGUUUAGAGCAAAGUCAGUACUGGAAAGUCAGAGACGAAAUCUCAAAGUUCAACUCAGAAAACCGUUGGAAGAAGAGGGGCGUGUCCAUCAUCCCCACCAUGUUUGGCAUUUCGUAUACAGCUUUGUUUCUAAAUCAAGCAGGUGCACUUGUAUCUAUUUACGCCGAUGGAUCAGUGCUUUUGUCACAUGGUGGAGCAGAGAUGGGGCAAGGUCUUCACACAAAAAUCAUUCAAAUUGCAAGCGAAACUCUCAAAACCGAUCGAGAACAUAUCCAUAUCAUUGAAACUGCAACCGAUAAAGUGCCGAACACAUCACCAACAGCUGCAAGUGCCAGCUCCGACUUGAAUGGUAUGGCUGUGUACAACGCAUGCUGCGAGCUGAGUAAACGUCUCGAGCCAUUUCGAAAGAGUAAAGGAACUUGGAAGGAGGCAGUAAAAGCGGCCUAUUUCAAUCGAGUUAGUUUGUCUGCAACAGGCUUCUACGCCACGCCAGGUAUCAAAUUCAAUUCUGAGACUAAAGAAAGAAAACCGUUCGGGUAUUUUACAAAUGGUGUUGCAUGUUCGAUUGUGGAGAUCGACUGUUUAACAGGAGACCAUCGCGUUCUUAAAACCGACAUAGUUAUGGAUGUUGGCAAGUCUUUGAAUCCAGCGAUUGACAUUGGACAGAUUGAAGGUGCCUUUACACAAGGCUAUGGUUUCUUCGUCAUGGAGCAAAUGGUCCAUUCUCCCUCUGGUGUACCAUUUACGCGUGGUCCUGGAGCUUACAAGAUACCAUCGUUUGGCGAUGUACCUUUGGAAUUCAAUGUCACACUUCUUAAGGAUGCACCAAACCCACAUGCUGUUUACUCUUCAAAAGGAAUCGGUGAGCCGCCAUUAUUCUUAGCAUCUUCAGUGUUUUUUGCAAUCAAAGAUGCAAUCAUAGCGGCCAGAAAGGAGCGCGGGCUGAGUGCGGUAUUCAAAAUGGAUGCGCCCGCAACCGCAGAGAGGAUUCGAAUGGCCUGUGAAGACGAGCUCACGAAGAGAAUUCCUAUACCUGAAGAAGGGAAAUGGCAGCCUUGGGGAAUUCAAGUUUAACAUUUUUAACUGUACUCUCUAAGACUUUAUCAAAGCAGAUACUACUUUUGCUCUUUAGCUACAAUUCUGAUAUAUUUUUAAUACCUAUGAUAAUCGUAGUUGAAUUGCAGUAGAAGAUUAUAAUGAAUUGAAUUGUUGGAUAAUUGUUGUUGAAUGGUUUUUAACUGAAAAAUUAUAUGUUUUUAAUUUUUACUUUGAUUUACAAUAUAUAAUCUGACAUUUAUAUAGUAGAAGUUAGGCUAAAGAUAAGAUGCUGUUACUCCGAGUUUUCUGCUUGCGCAAACAUCAGACAGAUUAUAAUGAAAAUAUUCAUACUACCCCGGAUAAGUGUACAAAAGGUGUGAUAAAUUUUGAUAAAGAAAAUGUUGUUAGAUAGAGGUUAAUUAGUUAGGUAGAGUUAUAUUAUUCAUGAGAUACUCAGAAUCAGUUCUCCCUGCCUCUGGUAACAACUGAAUGUCGUAAAAAAUUUAUUACAUUCAAUGGCAUCAAAAUAUGGAAUAAAAUACCCUUAGAAAUUCGUUCUAUGUCAAGUAAAAAUUAAUUUAGUAAAGUUCUUUAUAAGUGGUUAUUGCAACAUUAUUGAAAAUCACGAAUCUUCAGUCAAGCACUCAAUUAUAUCGAAUAUUAAGCUUAACCCCCUCCAAUGCAAACCAUGUUUGAAACUAACUGCAUUGUUCCCUCCCCUAUCUUUUCUACCGUGUUAGUUUCUAGUUGCUUUUUUUUCUUUUUCAUUUCUAUUUUUACCCCCUUUUCUUUUUUGUUCUUUUACUGUUUCUUAUACUAAAAAUUUCAAAUCAUGUAAACAUUUAAAUCUUAAUAUUUUUCAUGUACAAAUGUAUUACAUUUUAUAAACCAAAUUAUUUUUUAUUUGUAAUCAACCGGCACUGGGCACGAAAACCUUUCGGGUUUACCGAGCAGCGUUGGUAGCGCUCGGGGUCAAAUAGGGAACGGGGUCAAAUAGGGAAAUCGGGGUCAUAUAGGGAAAUCGUUAAUAACUCCAAAUAUUGGACUGAUAUCUCAAAACAAACCUCAGAAUCAGAUUCGGUAUGCCUCAAUCUACCUUUUAGAUGCUUAUUUAAUUCAACUACGGAAAUUUUAACAGAUUAAAUGAUAAUGUUUUUCUUCUACGUUAGCUUGAUGCGUGUCUCCGUAGCGACGGGAGCAAAUAGGCAAAACACGUUGAAAAGCUGAUUUAACCAAAAAUAAAUAGCAAAAGGUAGAAAUAACAAUAUAAAAUACAUACUCUCUUCAUAUGCAUCCAAAUUUCACACAUCCUGCAACGAGGGUUACAAGAUUUCUCUAAAUAAAUCACAUGAGUGAUCGACGCGCUCGGGGUCAAAUAGGGAGAUCGCUGUUUUGGUUCAAAUAGGGAAAUCUUCAAAAACAGCAAGGAAAAAACACGAAACAGGGAACUAACCUCAUUUCAGCACGUAAAAUCGUCCAAUCUAUUGUUAACACCAUUUAGCAUGUUAAAAAUCAAGGUAUAUCAUUUGAUAAAUUUAUAUCAAGUCAUCAUAAAUUUAGGCCCUUGUUUACAGAUAGAUCUCCUUCGCAGUUUCGGGGUCAAAUAGGAAAGCUUUAUCAAAUCCGUUUUUUUUGCCGGAAAUCAUUAUUCCAAUAACCUUUUUGAUUCAGGAGAAUGUCCUCAACUAAAGAUUAUUGCAAAUUAAUCACUCUCGGUCCUUGGAAAUGAUGAACAGAUUUUUCUAUUGACAAUGGUGUUUUUCAAUACAUUUUCAUUUUAUUUUCAAUUAAGAACUAGUUGACAGUUACCAUGCAAUAAUAUAUAAAAUUACAAAUAAAAACACUGCUCAAGAGUUAGACCAAAUCUAGUAGAUAUUACAACAGUGAAAAAAUUAUAUAGCAGAAAAGUUACAGUCUAACGAAAACCCCCAAAAAUCAGGCAGCAGUACAUGGACCCCAGAAUGGCCAAGGGGCAAGGGGGCAGGCUUCAGUAAAAAGGCAUCUGAAAAAUUCCCAGCUUCUAUUGACUCUGUUGUAACUGUAUUUCAUUUUGGUUUCGUAAGGUAUCUUGUAAAUGAGUUAACUGCUCUUAUUAACAAGGCUUUUAUAUGAAUUUAUUUAGUGAUUAGAAAGGGCUGAUGUCAAGGGCACUUUUUUGAAAAGGGCAUAUUUGCUCCCUUUGUCCCUCUUAGGAAUUGGCAGGUGAGGUUGUUACCCACCCGACCCCCCAUUAUGCUUUCCCUGCAGCAGUAACUGAAUAGGGCUCUGCCGUGAUUCUAUACAGUUCUUUUUGUAAGAAAGAAAGGUAGUGUAGAGAUUGUUCUGUAAAGCUUAGAGUGCCAAUACCUCUUUAAGUCUUUUUUGGGGUCUUUUCCAUUUGAGUUCUUGAUCCUCUAGAACUCUUAGGCAUUUGACGUUGUUCACAAGUUUGAUAUCUCAAUUUGGAAACAAUCGUUGAAAGACAAGUUCAGGUAUUGAUAAUUUCCGCAACUGUAUUAGACAAAAGGAGCUUGAGGCCUUACUAAAAGACAACUCAUGCAAUGGACAUUAUAGGAUCUUUAACCUUUCUUGAAAUUCUCAACAUUUCACUUUUUGUAGAUUACGUUUUUUACUAAAUUGUAUGUAAAAAGUGUCCCCAAUUAGCAGAAAUGCUAAAUCAAUUUGACACUGAAAUAAAGUUAUAAUAAUUAUUAUUAUUAUGAAGAUAUGUGGCUACAACAUCUGUUGUACUUUUUGCAAGUUUGCAAUGUACUCAGGGACGGAUUUUGCAGGAGAUGUGUAGGGGGUGUGACACACCCCCCCCCCAAUAUUUCUGUAUCCUUUUUGGCAGCCAGUAGUAACAAAGUAACGCAAAGAUUUUACUUUUUAUCUUCUUAUCAGUAGCUUGGCAAUGGAGGGGGGGGGGGACGAGGCUCGGAAAGUUGGUGUAUGGGUAAAGUGAAAAUAUGCAAUGAAAUUAGUACCUCAGUGAGUUUAUAUUUCAGACGAAAUUGAAACGUCUUUGACGACUUCAAGCAAACGAUUGUAAGAAAUAUUCUGAAAUGUAUUUCAAGCUAAUCUAAUGGUUGUAUCGCAAAAUGUUUUGUUCAAAUUGCUUGCAGGAGACCCUCCUUUGCACCUUUACAGAAUAUUUGACAAUUUCCCCUAGUUAUAGGUUUUGGAACUUUCAGCUGAAAAUCGCAGAUUGUUUAAAUAUUAUCAUGAAAGUAGUAAAAAGCUGCAAUUCUGAAAACUGUCGUACAUUGAUGGGACUUAUUGAAAAUGUCAAUGUAAGUAAACAAAUUCUGUGAAAAGAUUUUUAUCGUCACGUCAAUGUAAGUAAAAAAAUACCGCCCAGCAUACAACAUUUUUCCACCAAUAAUCUCGCCACAUUCUCUAUGGACAACGAUAUUGUGGCGUCUGAUACAAGGAAACAUGCACAUGUUGAAAUACAAAGUUUACACUAAUUAAUUGGGGCCUCAAAUGGGGCCCCUGAAACAGAUAAGGCAUCCAAUUCCCCCCCCUUGUUCCAAACAUUCAACAGCCCUGUCCUCCAUCCAUUCUAUACAUACAAACCCAUUCCCAGAUCAGGUACCCUCUUCUUCCUCUACCCAACCCAUUUGGCACGCCCUUCCCAUAGCCACACCCAACCCCGCCAACUCUAACUUUAUGCUAACCCUAACCCUUCCCAUUUCUCCCAGCCCUUUAUUCCCAAAGCCACGCCGUAACAUGUUUAUCCUCUUCACCCACUCAAUUUAAAUGCCUCCAUACACUCUACAGUCCUACUUUAGUAAGCACUCUGUGUCGAUUGCUACUUUUUGUUGAUCGUUAUAAUAUAUAUAUAUAUUUUUUAUUUGUAUUUCCUGACCUUUGCAACCGUGAUCCUGGACGCAGGAUUGCGAGGGGCGCCUACGAGAAAUGGACAUACCGAAUUAAAGCCCCGAAAUGUCCCUCGUGGGUUUCUGGCUGAUGAGUUGCUUUUUUAUCAUUUUCUGCCCACUUACAAGCUAGUUGCUUAAAACAUACAAGGGCACACACAACCACCCCCCAUCUGAGUUUGAGGCUGUAACCAGGUGGUAGUGACUACUCCUUAUCUCCUUUUUUCUCAUUUUUCUAUUUUGGAUUUUAUACUUUGAUUCACAUAUUGGUUUUUUAGUUUUUACCUUCUAUGCCUAUAAAAA
Rhopilema esculentum is the source of this 8398-nucleotide messenger RNA. Its product is annotated as xanthine dehydrogenase. Lineage: Eukaryota; Metazoa; Cnidaria; Scyphozoa; Rhizostomeae; Rhizostomatidae. Gene Ontology annotation, molecular function: FAD binding; iron ion binding; xanthine dehydrogenase activity. The record is from RefSeq and is a predicted model, not a curated record.